Messenger RNA from Prinia subflava (tawny-flanked prinia), 3294 nucleotides. Its product is annotated as antigen WC1.1-like. NCBI's taxonomy places the organism in Eukaryota, Metazoa, Chordata, Aves, Passeriformes, Cisticolidae. The transcript is spliced from 16 exons. Gene Ontology annotation, cellular component: membrane. The coding region runs from base 1 to 3294 and encodes 1097 amino acids. The record is from RefSeq and is a predicted model, not a curated record.
AUGGCAACAAAAGGGCAUCUUUCUGCUCCAGUGCUGUGCUUGAGUCUCCUCUCCAUUCAGGUUGCCCUGGGCGCUGAUGAAUUGAGGCUGUCAAACGGAACUGGCCCCUGCUCUGGGAGAGUGGAAGUAAAGCAUGAGGAGCAGUGGGGAACUGUGUGUGAUGGUGACUGGACCAUGAAGGAUGCUGAGGUUGUCUGUAGGCAACUCCAAUGUGGAUAUGCUGUUAAGGCCCUUAAUCGAGCUCCUUUUGGAGAAGGAACGGGACCCACGUGGUUGUACCGAGUUGAUUGCCAAGGUGAUGAACCUGCUGUCUGGAACUGCACACACAGAGGAUGGGGUGCUUUUACCUGCCCUCACUACUUUGAUAUUGGCGUGAUCUGCUCAGGCUUCUCUGACCUGCGUCUGACUGGAGGGGACACUUCCUGCUCAGGGCAGCUGGAAGUAAAGCAAGAAGAAACUUGGGCAACCGUCUGUUUCUCACAUAUUGAUUUCAAAACUGCCUCUGUCGUAUGUAAUGAGUUAGAGUGUGGCCAGGCUGUGGAUGCCUUGAGAGGAACUCACUUUCGAGACAGACAUGAACUGCUCUGGCAAGAGGAGUUCCACUGUGUAGGGAACGAGACUCACCUUGCGGACUGUCCCAGGAGCAUACACCGGACUGACACAUGCUCUCAUGAUGCCACUGUUGUGUGUUCAGGCUACGGUGGGUACAGGCUGGCAAAUGGCAGUACAAGAUGUUCAGGGAGAGUAGAGCUUCUUCAUGGAGGCACAUGGGGAACGCUGUGUGACUACCUGUGGGAUUUACCAGCUGCCAAUAUCCUCUGCCAGCAGCUAGACUGUGGAGUGGCACUACUGAUACCAAGUGGACAGUCCUUUGGGGAAGGAAAUGGAUCCGUCUGGAAUGGCACAUUCAGCUGCCAGAAGUAUGGCUCACUCCUGAGAGAGUGUCCCGUGCGUGCUCUAGGUCACAAUGAAUGCCCUGCUGGAAAGGAGGCUCAUGUGGUAUGUUCAGGGUGUCCAGGGGGCAGGUUGGUGAAUGGCACCACGUGCUCUGGCAUAGUGGAGAUCCGCCAUGGAGACACGUGGGGAAGACUCUGCCACUCCCACUGGAAUUUGCAAGCUGCCAGUGUUCUCUGCCAUCAGCUGAACUGUGGCUAUGCAAAAUCAAUCCAGAUGGAAGGCGGUUUUGUGGAUGGAAAUGGGCCUAUAUGGAGAGAUGCUUUUCACUGUGAAGGGACAGAGUCCUGCCUGAGAGAUUGUGCUCAAGUGACUUUGGGCAAUCCAACCUGUUCAGCCAAGGAAGCAGCCACUGUAACUUGCUCAGGUCUUGCUGAAUCCCUCAGACUCUCAGGGGGUGAGAGCCGCUGUGAUGGGCGAGUUGAGGUCUCCCUCCGUGGUGUGUGGAGCAGAGUCCUGGAUGACGACUGGGACAUUAAGGAUGCCCAUGUGGUGUGCAGAGAGCUCCAGUGUGGAACUGCUGAGAAAGCCUAUUACCUGCCAAAGUCUGAGCGGGGCACGGGUCUUGUUGGCCUAAGGAGCGUCCAGUGUACUGGGAACGAGACCCAGCUGAUGCUCUGCAACACCUCCCAUUACCAGACAGUGCCAGCGGGAGUGUCGGAAGACGUUGGUGUGAUCUGUUCAGGCAGCAGACAGAUGAGGCUGGUGAAUGGAACAAACCGCUGCACUGGGAGAGUAGAGAUUUAUCAUCAUGGCAUCUGGGGCACCAUCUGUGAUGAUAACUGGGAUCUAUCAGAUGCCAAUGUUGUUUGCAAACAGCUUGGAUGUGGGCAUGCCAUCGAGGCAUUUGUCUCUGCUCACUAUGGAGAAGGGUCAGGGCAGAUCUGGAUGGAUGACGUGAAUUGCACUGGGGCUGAAUCUGAUCUCUGGGCGUGUCCCUCUAGGCCGUGGGGCCAGCACAACUGCCAACACAAAGAGGAUGCUGGAGUCCUGUGUUCAGAUUUCCUGGCUCUGAGGCUGGUGAAUGGCAACGACUGUGCCGGACGCGUGGAAGUUUUCUACAACGGGACAUGGGGGAGUGUUUGUUCCAACAGCAUGUCCCAGCUCACAGCAGCAACCAUGUGCAAGCACCUGGGCUGCGGAGACGGAGGAAGAAUAGAGACGGACUUCAGAUAUGGCAGAGGGUCUGGGCCCACGUGGCUGGACCACAUUGAGUGCACUGCGCAGCACAGCUCGCUCUGGCAGUGUCAGUCAGAGCCCUGGGAUCCGCAGUCGUGCAGUAACCGAGCCGAAGAGACCCACAUUACCUGCACUGGAAGAAAGGAGGCAACAUCUCCAGCUGCAUUUGCUGAAUGUCCAAACUCUACAAGUUGUUCAGACAGGGAGAAGUUACGAGUCAUGGGAGGAGAGGGUGAAUGUUCAGGCAGAGUGGAGAUGUGGCACCAAGGUUCCUGGGGAACAAUCUGUGAUGACGCCUGGGACGCAGCAGAUGCCAACGUUGUGUGCAGGCAGCUGGGCUGUGGAUCUGCUGUGUCUGCUCUGAGUGAAGCUGCCUUUGGGGAAGGGACUGGUCCCAUCUGGUUGGAGAAGGUGCACUGUAAAGGAACAGAGCUGUCUCUUUGGGACUGUCCUGCCAAGCCUUUGUUUGGCAAAAACUGUGAUCAUAAGGAAGAUGCUGCUGUGAAUUGCUCUGGUGUAACAGAAACAACAGCAUCACCCACAAGAGCAGGUCGUCCCCGCCGCCCCGCACCAGGCAGUACGAGACCUUCAGUGCCUGUCAUCCUCUGCAUUAUCCUGGGCAUCCUCCUCUGCCUGGUCCUUGCCAUUCUUGCUGGCCAGAUCCGACGUGCCAGGGCACAGCAGAGAGGCUUCAAGCUAUCCUACGACCCCUUCUCGGAGGCUGUCUACGAAGAGAUUGAUUACAACCUGAUGAAGGAAAAGCAGGGCGUGACUUUCCUCUCGGAGAGCUCAAAACCAAAGGAACAGUUUUAUAGAGCGGACAGUGAGGAAGAAAAUGGUCCUAGAGCAACUCAAGAGACCUCUCCAGUGCCUGAAAAUGCCCUGGAAGAUGGUUAUGACGAUGCAACAGAAGCUCCUGGACCGAGAGAUGCUUCUCUUUCUGGGCAGAAUGAACAGGAAAUCAUUGGGAUUCCUGGAGAAAGUGGCAGAAACAAGGAUUCAUGGACAGGUGAGGCUAGAAGAGCAGUGCUGUUCUGUUCUGACAGCCAGCUAAUCUACACCUACUGGACUCCCAGAAACAGGACCUCUGAGGCUAAGAGACCCUCAUCCCCUGCUCUUGAAGAUACAGGCUAUGAUGACAUUGAAGAGCUGGGACUCUGA